Molecule: messenger RNA, 1038 nt
Organism: Penicillium manginii
Lineage: Eukaryota; Fungi; Ascomycota; Eurotiomycetes; Eurotiales; Aspergillaceae
Product: TauD/TfdA dioxygenase family protein
Exons: 2
Coding region: 1-1038 (345 amino acids)
Molecular function (GO): oxidoreductase activity
Source: RefSeq, a predicted model, not a curated record
AUGUCCGGUGUCUCACAGGAUACUGAAUUCCAUCACAUCGCCAUCAAACGACUACACCCGACGUUCGGCGCGGAAAUCAGUGGCGUGGACUUCUCCAAGCCGGUGACAGAGGAAGUCUUUGCAGAGAUCUUGGCUGCGAUCAAGAAAUACGGGGUCUGCGUAUUCCGCAACACCAGCCUCGACGAUGCCGGCCACAUCGCCUUCGCCACCCAGUUCGGCGAAUUGGACGAUGUGACACCAUACAUCGCGGGCGGACGCGCCCACCGACUCUCCGACGUGCGGCUAUUUGACGUAGGCAACAUCGACCUAGACGGUGGCGUGUUUGCCCUAGAUAAUGUGCGACGCGAAUGGAACAAGGUAAGCGAGACAUCCGGGGAGGCCAAUCCCUACCCAAAUAUCAAACAUCAACCCGGGCUAAUGAAUGUCUGCAAGGGCAACGGCCUUUUCCACGUGGAUUCGAGCUUCAACCCCCGCCGGGCCGGGUACUCACUCCUGCGCGCCGCCGAGCUACCACCGGCAGGCCUGGGAGGCGAAACGGAAUUCGCAGAUUCACGAUCCGCCUUCGGCGACCUGGAAUCACAGUUGCAGGAUCAUCUGCGCGCCCAGGAUUUCAUCGCCGCUCACUCCCUCUGGCAUUCUCGGAAGCUGGCCAGCCCGUCUACCUUUGCCGAAGUGAAUCCGGACGAGUACCCGAUGGGUCGACACCGACUGGUACAGACGCACGAGGGAUCUGGCCGUGAGACGUUGUACCUUGCCGCGCACAUUCACCAUAUUGAGGGAUUAGAGGAGGAGGCGUCGACAGCGUUGGUGGAGCGGUUACUGGCUCAUGCUACGCAGACGCGGUAUGUGCUGCGGGUUGAUUGGGUGAAUGUGGGGGAUCUCGUGCUGUGGGAUAAUACGAGUGUCAUGCAUCGGGCUGUUGGAGGGCAGUUUGAGGGCCGGUUUCGCCGAGACAUGCGGCGGGCGACUGUUCAUGAUGGGAGCUCGGCAGCUUGGGGGUUGAAUGAGCGAAGCGAGAUUCGACAGGGGUUGCCAUAG